Durusdinium trenchii is the source of this 936-nucleotide messenger RNA. The record is from the annotation of a GenBank genome assembly. NCBI's taxonomy places the organism in Eukaryota, Dinophyceae, Suessiales, Symbiodiniaceae.
AUGGGCACUCUCAAGGUGCACGCCUUGGACAAAGGCCAAGCGCCAGUGCUGCUGUCAAUCAGCUCCUUGAGAAGCUUAGGCGCCGUGAUCGACUACGCAUCGGAUCGCGCAGUCUUCCGGGCAGUGGAUCCGACCAAAGUGGUGCGCCUGGAGCGCACGGCAGCUGUGAAGUUGAUGAAACAUCCGCAGCCGUUUCCGCUUCGUUCUUUGGAAAGCACGACCUCUCUCCCGAAGCUUGUGGUGAUCAUGGUGUCCCGCAUGACCCGUGUGGAGCUUGGCGAGCGUCUCCAGAAGUACCAUGGGGAAGUGGCUCCAACCAAGUGGACUCGGGCACAAUUGCUUCAUCGACUCAGCGAGCUCGAGGGAGAGGUGAUCUUGGAGCCAAAGAGCAAGGAACUCAGCCCAUUGAGGACUCUCGAAGUGGCCAUCAACAAGGCUUCAGCUCGGAAGGCAACCCUCCAGGAGUACCUGACGGUCAACAUGGGCAUGACCCUGACGGGCACCGAGACCAUUGCUCAGCUCAAGGUGAAGGGCCUGAACCAGGCCUAUGUGAUGGCAGCUCCUCAUCCCACGGACUUCGUCGGGUUCGGCAAGCAUUGCGACAAGAAGUACGAGGAGAUCUGGAUGGAACAGCCCAGCUAUGCUCGCUGGGUGAUGCAGACCUCCAAGGAGGACCCAGAGAGCAGCAUGAAGCUUCAUCGCUUGGCCAAGUGGCUGGAGGAGAUGACGGAGCUGGAGCAAGUGACGGAAGCCACAGCAGAGCAUUCCAAGAACCCGAAGAAGGGCUACCCAAUGAUGGAAAUGGCGUUAGCCUUGAAGGCGCUCACCAAGGAGGUGGCCGACAUGAAGGAGGAUCGGGAGAUGCGCCGGAAGCAACCCUCGGCCGCCACCUCAAGCGACUGGGAGAAAACCUCCCAGAUGCCAGUGGAUCAGUAG